AUGUCUGCUUUAGACCCCGAUGAGGGGAAAAACACAGAUGAUUUAAGUCUUGAUACAGCUAAAUCUCUCGAUUCGAAUAAAUCGAGCGUCUUCUUCGUUAGAGACGCGCUAAGUGUAAUGGUGGCUUAUGCAAAUUUCGACAUGUCAGACCACGAGAUCCCGGAGGGGCGACCGUCGGUCGUCUCGCACCCGGCACCUGUGGGAAAUGGGUUAGGGUUGUCGCAUCAGGAACGGGUGCGACGUAAGACGCGAGUUCGUGAAGUAAGAAUGAGGUAUGCUAGUUGGAAUGUAGGGACGAUGACUGGAAGAACAAGAGAAAUAGCGGAUGUAUGUAAGAAACGAAGGAUAAAUGUGGCAUGUUUGCAAGAGACGAAAUGGAAAGGAACACGAGGUAGAGAGAUUGGUGAAGGAUAUAAAUUCUUAUAUAGUGGGAGUGAUGGAAGAAAGAAUGGAGUUGGGAUUGUGCUAGAUAGUGAGUUGAAAAAAUAUGUGACGGAUGUAAGACGAGUGAAUGAUAGGCUGAUGCUAGUGAAAUUAAUAAAAGAUGAUUUGAUUAUUAAUGUUGUUAGUGCAUAUGCCCCACAAUCUGGAUGUGAUAGAAGUAUGAAAGAGAAGUUUUGGGUUGAGUUUGACUUGCUGAUGAUGGAUAUUCCUGACUCAGAAGAGAUAUAUGUGGGUGCAGACUUCAAUGGGCAUGUAGGACAAAGGAAUGAUAGAUAUGAAAGAGUGCAUGGAGGAUAUGGGUUUGGUACUAGAAAUGAGGAAGGUGAAAUGUUGUUGGAAGCUGCUUUGGCGUUUGAUCUAGCAAUAGCUAACACAUUUUUCACUAAACGCAAGGAACAUCUUAUAACAUACAAAAGUGGAAACUGCAACACCCAGGUGGAUUAUUUUUUGAUCCGACGACAUAAAAUUACUUCUGUUAAAAACUGCAAAAUUAUCCCGGGUGAAUCCUUAGCUCCUCAACACCGUUUAUUAGUAUUGGACUCUAAGCAUUACAUACGCAAACAAACAAGCAAUUCCAAACCGGUCCCGAGAAUAAAAUGGCAUAUGAUUGGGAACACAGAAUGUGGUGAAAAAUUUAGAAAACAAGUAGUAGAUAANUGA
Molecule: messenger RNA, 1104 nt
Organism: Bombyx mandarina (wild silkworm)
Lineage: Eukaryota; Metazoa; Arthropoda; Insecta; Lepidoptera; Bombycidae
Product: LINE-1 retrotransposable element ORF2 protein
Molecular function (GO): catalytic activity
Source: RefSeq, a predicted model, not a curated record